GUUGUUUUUCGUUAGAGAGGAAAGCCAAACAAACGCAGAGAGACAGCAAGCGAGAAAACAAAUUCUUCGAGACAAAGAGAAGGAAAGAGCGAGAAAAUAAGGGAAAAUAGUUGCAGAGAAGGGGUUUCGUUUUCUACUCAUGGUCCCAAGGGGUUUCAGGUUCGGCAUUGUCAGCUCUCUGCAACAAUAGCUUCCCCCAUGUGACCUCCUCUCUGCCACUUCGUUUCUUCUAGAACAGAAAAGAAAAAUAAAACCUUAAAUUGCCUAUAUUUUGAGAGAGCGAAAUCAUUGACAAAGUUGUUACAGUUAUUAACAAAUAGAGAUAUAGAGGCAAGGCAUGAUGAGCGAAAAUCUCAUUUGGAGGGAACAGAUUUGAUCUUUGUAUCAACCGCAUUUCUGUUGGAAUCGAAGAAUUUGUUGAUGGUGCAUUGGCAUUUCGGUUUUGAGGGAAUCUAGGGUUUAUUGGCUUUACAUUGGAUCUAAAUCUGAUAAAUAUCUGUGGUCGAAAUGGUUGCUACACGAAAUCUACUGGUUGGAUCUUCCGUUUGGGUGGAGGAUCCUGAGGCAUCUUGGGUUGAUGGAGAAGUUGUGGAAAUUAACGGUGAUGGGAUUACUAUAAAUUGCACAUCAGGAAAGAAAGUUGUUGCUAAAGCAUCUGAUGUUCAUCCAAAGGAUCCUGAAUUUCCCACGUGUGGUGUGGAUGAUAUGACAAAGCUGGCAUAUUUGCAUGAGCCAGGGGUUUUGUACAAUCUUAAAUGUAGAUAUGACGAAAAUGAAAUCUAUACUUACACGGGAAAUAUAUUGAUUGCGGUGAAUCCUUUUCAAAGACUUCCUCAUUUAUAUGAUAAUGAUAUAAUGAGACAGUAUAAAGGGGCAGCCAUUGGUGAGCUGAGUCCACAUCCAUUUGCUGUUGCAGAUUCUGCUUACAGACAGAUGAUCACUGAGGGAAUAAGCCAGGCAAUUUUGGUUAGCGGGGAAAGUGGUGCUGGUAAAACAGAGAGUACAAAGAUGCUUAUGCGUUAUUUGGCCUAUAUGGGAGGGAGAGUGGCAGCUGAGGGUAGGUCUGUUGAGCAGCAAGUUUUAGAGUCCAAUCCUGUUUUGGAAGCGUUUGGUAAUGCCAAGACUGUCAGGAAUAAUAACUCAAGUCGCUUUGGCAAGUUCGUGGAGAUUCAGUUUGAUCAGAGGGGGAUGAUAUCAGGGGCUGCAAUUAGGACUUAUUUAUUGGAACGAUCCCGUGUUUGUCAAGUGUCUGAUCCCGAGAGAAACUAUCAUUGCUUUUACAUGCUGUGUGCUGCUCCUCAAGAGGAUAUUAAGAAGUACAAAUUAGGAGACCCUAGAACAUUUCAUUAUCUCAAUCAAUCAAACUUCUAUAAGCUGGAUGGAGUGGAUGAAUCUAAUGAGUAUCUCACUACUAGGAGGGCCAUGGAUGUUGUUGGGAUAAAUGCUGAUGAGCAGGAUGCAAUAUUUCGAGUUGUGGCUGCAAUACUACAUCUAGGUAAUGUUGAGUUUACAAAGGGAGACGAAGUAGAUUCUUCUAUACCCAAGGAUGAUAAAUCUUGGUUCCAUCUCAAGACAGCAGCUGAACUUUUCAUGUGUGAUGAAAAGUCUCUUGAGGACUCCUUAUGCAAACGUGUCAUCGUGACUCGUGAUGAGAGCAUAACAAAAUCACUUGAUCCAGCUGCUGCUACUGUCAAUAGAGAUGCUUUAGCCAAAAUUGUCUACUCGAGGUUAUUUGAUUGGCUUGUGAACAAGAUUAACAACUCUAUUGGUCAAGACCCCAAUUCUAAAUCUUUGAUUGGUGUUCUGGAUAUAUAUGGAUUUGAGAGUUUCAAGACAAACAGUUUUGAGCAAUUUUGUAUUAAUUUGACCAAUGAAAAGCUGCAGCAACAUUUCAACCAGCACGUUUUCAAGAUGGAGCAAGAAGAAUACACGAAAGAAGAAAUUGACUGGAGUUACAUAGAAUUCAUUGAUAAUCAGGAUGUCCUUGAUCUCAUUGAAAAGAAACCUGGUGGCAUCCUUGCUCUUCUUGAUGAAGCUUGUAUGUUUCCUAGAUCAACAAAUGAGACAUUUGCACAGAAGCUUUAUCAGACUUUUAAAGAUCACAAGCGCUUAAGCAAGCCUAAGUUGGCACGUAGUGACUUCACUAUUUCUCAUUAUGCUGGUGAUGUAACAUACCAAACUGAACACUUUCUGGAUAAGAACAAAGAUUAUGUUGUUGCAGAGCACCAAGCUCUCCUUAGAGAGUCCAAAUGCACCUUUGUCUCAGGCCUGUUCCCACCAUUACCUGAGGAUUCUGCAAAAUCAUCAAAGUUUUCAUCAAUAGGUUCUCGGUUUAAGCAACAACUACAAGCUUUGCUUGAAACACUGAGUGCCACUGAGCCACACUACAUUCGUUGUGUAAAGCCAAAUAAUGUUCUAAAGCCAGCCAUAUUUGAGAAUAGUAAUGUUUUACAGCAAUUACGUUGUGGGGGAGUCAUGGAGGCUAUUAGGAUUAGUUGUGCAGGAUAUCCAACUCGGAAGAUGUUCGAUGAAUUUAAAGCUCGUUUUAGCAUUCUGGGACCAGAUGUUCUCAAUGGGAGCUGUGAUGGACCUACUGCUUGCAAGAGGCUUUUGGAGAAAGCAAACCUUCAAGGUUAUCAGAUUGGCAAAACAAAGGUGUUUCUCAGGGCUGGUCAAAUGGCAGAACUAGAUGCUCGUCGAAGUGAGGUGUUAGGAAGAUCGGCUAGGAUCAUUCAGAGGAAAGUUCGUACAUAUUUUUGCCGCAAAAGCUUUCUCUUAUUGCGACAGUCUGCCAUUGAUAUCCAAACUGUAUGCAGAGGUCAAUUAGCACGCCAUCUGUACGAGUGCCUAAGAAGAGAAGCUGCAUCUCUGAAAAUCCAGAAACAUGCUCGGAGGCAUCUUGCAAGGAAAGCUUACAACAGGCUGUGCUCUUCAGCUGUUUCUAUUCAGGCAGCUAUGCGUAGAAUGGCUGCUUGUAAUGAGCUUCAGUUCAGGAGGCAGACAAGAGCUGCAAUUAUGAUCCAAAGUCAGUGCCGAAAAUACUUGGCCUCCCUUCACUAUUUGAGUUUAAAGAAAGCAGCAAUUACCAUGCAAUGUGCCUGUAGAGGAGAAGUUGCGUGCAGAGAACUACGGAAACUUAAAAUGGCUGCUAAAGAGACAGGUGCCCUUCAAGAGGCCAAAACUAAGCUGGAAAAGCAAGUUGAAGAACUUACCUGGUGUUUGGAGCAGGAGAAAAGAAUGAGGGCUGACCUUGAGGAAGCCAAAACACAGGAAAAUGCUAAAUUGCAUUCUGCUUUGCAAGAGAUGCAACUUGAAUUCCAAGAAACUAAAGCCCAGCUUAUUAAGGAAUGUGAGGCUGCAAAGAAAGAGACUGGACAAGUUCCUAUAACACAGGAGGUCUCAGUUGUUGACAAUGAAUUAGCGAAUAAACUUACUGCUGAGGUCUCAGUUGUUGACCAUGAAUUAGUGAAUAAACUUACUGCUGAAAAUGAGAUGCUCAAGGCUAUGGUCAGUUCACUAGAAAAGAAAAUUGAUGAAGCAGAGAGGAAAUAUGAGGAAACCAAUAAGCUCAGUGCAGAACGGUUAAAGCAGGCUUUAGAGGCAGAAACAAAGAUCAUUGAGUUGAAAACUGCCAUGCAGAGGCUUGAAGAAAAAAUUGCUGAUAUGGAAGAUGCAGAAGAAGUUCUGCGGCGGCACCAAGCAUUGUGUAGUUCAUCUGUCAAAAAAAUGUCAGAACAUUUAGCAAUUGCAUCUCAGCCUCUUGAGAAUGGCCAUCAUGUACCACAGAGUUCUUCACCAGCAAAAAAGUAUGGUACAGAUUCAGACAAAAAUUUUAGGAGAUCUCAGAUUGAACGGUUGCAUGAGAAUGUGGAUUCUCUGAUUAAAUGUGUGGGGCAAAAUCUUGGUUUUAGUCGAGGAAAGCCUGUUGCUGCAAUUACUAUAUACAGAUGCCUUGUCCACUGGAGAUCAUUUGAAGCGGAAAAAACUAGUGUAUUUGAUCGUCUAAUUCAGCUGAUUGGUUCUGCAAUGGAGAACCAGGAUAGCAAUGAUCAUAUGGCCUAUUGGCUAUCUAAUACAUCUACACUGUUAUGCUUACUUCAACAGACUUUAAAAGGAAGUCAAAAGCCGCCUGUUCCAACAUCAUUUUUUGGCAGGAUGACCCAAAGUUUCCGUUCAUCCACUUCCUCCGCUAACCUUAAGGUGGGUAAAGAUCCAGUACAGCUGGUUGAAGCUAAAUAUCCAGCUUUGCUGUUUAAGCAGCAGCUUACAGCAUAUGUGGAAACAAUAUAUGGAAUCAUUCGAGACAAUUUAAAGAAGGACUUGUCACCACUGCUUUCUUCCUGUACCCAGGCAUCCAGUGCAUCAGACGGAAAUGCUUUAGAGUCAGCUCCAGCUAGUUACUGGCACAAGAUUGUUGAGACACUGGAUGAGAUGCUAAACAAAUUCCAAGAAAAUUUUGUACCUCCAAUUCUUGUUCAGAAGAUCUUUACUCAAAUUUUGUCUCACAUCAAUGUUCAGCUGUUUAAUAGUCUUCUUCUUCAUCGAGAGUGCUGCACAUUCAGCAAUGGAGAAUAUGUGAAGGCUGGGUUGGACGAAUUAGAACUGUGGUGUGGCCAAGCAAGAGAUGAGUACAUAGGCUCAGCUUGGGAUGAACUUAAACAUACAAGGCAAGCUGUUGGAUUCUUGGUUAUACAUCAGAAGUCAAGAAUAUCCUAUGAUGAAAUUUCAAGUGACCUUUGCCCUGUCCUGAAUAUUCAACAGCUUUACCGAGUAUGCACGCUGUACUGGGAUGACAACUACAAUACUCAAAGCGUUUCCCCAGAUGUCAUUUCCAGCAUGAAAGCUCUGACAGAUGAUUCCAACAAUGAUGACAGCAAUUCCUUUUUGUUGAAAGAGGAUUCCAGUAUUCCUUUCUCAAUUGAACAAGUUUCUCUCCAAGACAAGGAUUUUUCAAAUGUAAAAGUUCCUUCAGACCUUCUUGAGAAUUCAGACUUCCAAUUUUUACAGGAAUAAGGCUGUGGUUCUUUUAUUGUUCUUUUUCCGUUUCAACAUUCCAUCAAGAUUCAACAGUUAUUCGAAAUUCCAGUCAAUGCCUUGCAGUAAAUCUGCCUCCAUGUUUUCUGUUUUUUUCUCCAUCAUUUUAACAUUCAUUGCCCCAGAUGUAAUAUUAUUCUGUCAAAUUAGAGUUGUAAAAAUCUCACUAGAUUGGUUCUCAUAGUUGAUGGGGCUUUACAGUUUUUUAGUUUAUUUUUUUAAUAUUUUUUUCAAAGCAUGUCUUUGCUUAAAGGUCAAUUGGACCUGCAUUCUUUCUAGGAUGGUAGGAAGGGAAAUUUUUUGUGCAGUAUGCUGGGAAGCUGAUCUUAGAAACUAUUCAGCCUCCCAAAUUUCAUGUUGUAAAAAGCCAUGAAACGAAACUUGAUAUUUAUAGUCAAAUAAAUUAUUGCGGGUCUUAUUUGUUCU
Molecule: messenger RNA, 5460 nt
Organism: Hevea brasiliensis (rubber tree)
Lineage: Eukaryota; Viridiplantae; Streptophyta; Magnoliopsida; Malpighiales; Euphorbiaceae
Product: myosin-6
Exons: 39
Coding region: 508-5013 (1501 amino acids)
Biological process (GO): actin filament organization; vesicle transport along actin filament
Cellular component (GO): cytoplasm; myosin complex; vesicle
Molecular function (GO): microfilament motor activity; actin filament binding; ATP binding
Source: RefSeq, a predicted model, not a curated record